This is a messenger RNA of Momordica charantia (bitter melon), 3965 nucleotides long. Lineage: Eukaryota; Viridiplantae; Streptophyta; Magnoliopsida; Cucurbitales; Cucurbitaceae. The record is from RefSeq and is a predicted model, not a curated record.
GAUGAUCGUAUGAAAAAUCUCGAUAUUCACAUUCCAGACGUCCGAGGAGCGGUUGAAAUUCCGUACCCAAAAAUCCAGCCCAAUCCCCAACGCAGUGCAAAAGUGAAACUGACAAUGAAGUAUGAGAUAUAGACGAGUUGCGAAUUCAUUGGCACCUUCGGAAUCCAUUACUCGCCAUUUGAUUUGAUUUGAUAUUAUUCUUGUUUCCUUAUAGAAAUUCUCUCUCAAUUUUUCAUUUUUGCCCUCAUUUCGGGGAUACCCAGUUUGUGAUCGCGUCUAUCUCCGAUUGGGGGUUUCAGUUUUUGAGGUCUGAAAAUUCUAGGGUCUUCAUUGGGUUAAUGGGCUGCUGCGAUUGAAUUCACUUCCCUCGUUUUAGUAUCUUGCGAGUGCAAAUUUUUUAUUUGUUUCUGUUGCGGGAAUGAGCUCUCAGAACCAGGUUACGGUUCGGGACCUCCUCGAGGAAGCAAAGAAACGGGUUCUUUUCCUGGUCGUAUCCAUCGUGGGUUUAUCGUAUCUGAUGUCAUUGACAAGCUCCUCAGUUUGGGUAAAUUUACCUGCUGCUGCAUUUAUGAUCAUCCUCAUCCGAUAUUUCGCUUUAGAUUUUGAAAUGAGGAGAAAAGCUGCUUCAUACAUAGGUAGGCCACUGCCAGAGAACGGUAUUUCCCACAAGAAACCUCUUGAGUGUCCUAAAGUUGUAAAGAAGUCAGACUGGAGAAAGAAAGUCAAUUCUCGAGUUGCUGAGGAUGCAAUAGACCACUUCACUAGACAUUUAAUUUCAGAGUGGGUGACAGAUCUUUGGUAUUCUCGUUUAACACCUGAUAAAGAAGGCCCGGAGGAAUUGAUCAACAUCGUCAAUGGUGUGCUUGGAGAAAUUGCAGGACGCUUUAGGAAUAUUAAUCUGAUUGAUCUUCUAAUGAGGGAUCUUAUUAAUCUCAUCUGCACUCACUUGGAACACUUUCGUUCAACUAAAGGAAAAAUAGGGAAACAACAAUUAGGAAGGGUUACUAUUGAACAAUUAGAUACAGAACUCAGACGACUCCUGGUUUUGGAGAACAGGUUGCACCCUGCUUUAUUUUCUUCUGAAGCUCAGCAUAAGGUUUUGCAGCAUAUGAUGGAUGGUCUUAUAUUAUACACAUUCAAGCAUGAGGAUCUUCAGUGCUUAUACUUUCGUUAUACAGCGAGGGAGCUUCUUGCUUCUGCAGUAAUGCGGCCGGUUUUGAACUUGGCUAGCCCAAGGUUUAUUAAUGAAAGAAUAGAAUCCUUAGUCUUAAAUAUGAAAAGGCCUAAGAAACUGGAAUCACUGCACGAAAAUUUAGAGUCAAAACCAGAUAGAUCACCAAGUGCUUCCGCUGAUGAUUUUUCCAAGUUUCUUGAUCCCAUAGCUGGUGUUGAGCUGGUACAGCUGAAAAAUGGGCAGUCUACAACCCCUGCAGAUCUACCUAAGAAAGUUAACUUGAAUGCUAGUCUUUCUAAAGACCCACUUCUCUCAAUUAAUACUCGAUCUUCCCGGUCCUGGAACUCGGAACCCCUGACAUCCCAAAAUGCUGAUGAAAGCACUAUUCAGAAGCACAGAUCUGGUGGAGAAUGGGGUGAAAAGUUGGAUCAGCUUUCUCGUAGAAAGGAUAAGGCCUUAGCUCCUGAGAAUUUUGAAAACACGUGGGCAAAAGGGAGACACCAUAAAAUGAAAGACGAUGAAAAUAAAUUUAGUAAAAAUGCCCAACAAGGCCUCUCCCAAGGGAAGCCUGCUUCAGUUUCAGUGAAUCAUGAGAGAAUCUCUAAAACAGUUGAUAAAGAAAGUGCGGUCAAGCUUAAUUGCUUUAAGAAUAACACCGUUAACCAGCUUAUAGUUGAUGGUACAUUCUCUCCGACUGCAAACGACACUACCAUGAUGCAUCAGCAAGACAAUGAUUGUGAUGUCAUGCACCUUAAUGAUCUUGACUUGGAGAGAAAUACUUCAGAAGAUGAGGAAACAAGCAAUGUUACAGGCCUUGACUCUCCUGGAACCAAAGUUUGGAAUGCGAGAAACAAUAGAAAUAUUGGAAUUUCUCAUAUUCAUCACCCGCUUGAGAAUUCUGAUGGUUCUCGAGUUAAGAAGACGGGUAAAGGGAAAGAUAACCAUCAUAGGUUAUCAAGGAUCCAAUCUGGAAGGAAAAGAUCCCGGCCUAACAGUGAGAAGGUGCCUGUCUGGCAGGAGGUUGAGAGAACAAGCUUCAUAUCUGGUGAUGGGCGGGACAUACUAAAUUCCCCAAAAGAGCUUGGAAAUGACGAUGACUCCAGUGAUGAUUCCGAGAUGGAGGGUUUGGGAAGAAUACACAGUGGAUCAACAGCUUCUUCAUCUAUACCUUCAAUUUCCCAAAUUCUUCCUAGUGAUUACUCUCAAAGUUCUCUAAUGGUGGAUUCAUUCUUUAGGUUGAAAUGUGAGGUAAUGGGUGCAAAUAUAGUAAAGAGUGGUUCAAGAACAUUUGCUGUAUAUUCCAUAUCUGUUACUGAUGUAAAUAAUAACAAUAGCUGGUCUAUCAAAAGAAGGUUUCGCCAUUUUGAGGAGUUGCACAGACGGCUGAAAGAGUUUCCAGAGUACAAUUUACAUUUGCCACCAAAACAUUUUCUUUCAACGGGAUUAGAUGUUCCAGUUAUUCAGGAACGAUGUAUAUUACUUGAUAAAUAUUUAAAGAGGCUUAUACAACUCCCGAAAAUUUCAGGAUCUAUUGAAGUUUGGGACUUUCUCAGUGUUGAUUCCCAGACAUACAUAUUCUUGAAUUCGUUUUCUAUCAUUGAAACGUUGUCAGUUGAUCUAGAUGAUAAACCCCAUGAAGACAAUAGAAGUAUUUCAAACCCAAGCAGCCCGUUAUCGGGUCUAUUACCACUGAUGAGAGACCAUGCAAUUGCCGAAAUCUUGGAGCCUAAAUUGCCGGCGAAGAGUAAACUGCAGGCAAAUGGCUUGAGAUUGAACACAAAAGGCAUUGACUCAGAUUCUUCUACUAUGGAGAAGAGUGGAUUGUCUAAUAGAAACUAUGGAAAAACUGAGGAUCAGAAGGAGAAUGGAGCAUUAUCUAAUAGAAACUCUUUGAAAACUGAGAGCCCGAAAGAGAAUGAAAGAAUGGUAGAGGCUUCUGACUCACUUCUUGAUGCUGCAACUGAUCCAAUGUUGCCCACAGAGUGGGUGCCGCCGAAUUUAACAGUGCCAUUAUUUGAUGCGGUGGAUGUGAUAUUCCAGCUACAAGACGGGGGAUGGAUCAGGAGGAAGGCGUUUUGGGUGGCGAAGCAGGUGCUGCAACUGGGAAUGGGGGAUGCUCUUGACGAUUGGUUGAUUCAGAAAAUCCAGCGUAUGCGCAAGGGAUCUGCAAUGGCUUCUGCCAUCACUCGUGUCGAGCAGAUACUGUGGCCUGAUGGAGUAUUCAUAACCAAGCGUCCAAAGCAGCCACCUCAAGCUUCUGCUUCCAGCAAUGAAACAUUAUCACCCCGUUCACUUGAGGAGCACGAAGCCGAUCGCCGUGCUAAGUUUGUAUACGACUUGAUGAUCACUAAUGCACCAACCGCCAUCGUGGGGCUUGUGGGUCGGAAGGAAUACGAGCAAUGUGCCAAGGAUUUGUAUUAUUUCCUUCAGUCGGAUGUAUGCAUGAAGCUGCUGGCACUGGACCUCAUUGAGCUGCUGCUCUUAACUCUGUUUCCAGAGCUUGAAUAUGUCUUCAAACAGUUUCACGAAGAAAAAGAAAAGUUUGGCAAAAUCGACAUACACGAAUAGAUCAGUUAAGUCUGGACAAGUACUACACCACUACUCUCUCUCUCUUGCCAUCACUCCAUUUUUGUUUUUGGAGUUUCUACCCCUUCUAUAGGCUUAUUUACAUUAGAAAUUUCGUCUUUUUCAUCCCCAAUUUUUUCUGCACCAUUGUGGAUUGUAUAGUACAAGCUUUGUGCACAUUUAAAGUGAUUGGCAUCGUAAAGAGGUUGGUUUCAUUGUUGAUUUA